Molecule: messenger RNA, 7945 nt
Organism: Triplophysa dalaica
Lineage: Eukaryota; Metazoa; Chordata; Actinopteri; Cypriniformes; Nemacheilidae
Gene: nat16
Product: N-acetyltransferase 16
Exons: 4
Coding region: 193-1200 (335 amino acids)
Molecular function (GO): acyltransferase activity, transferring groups other than amino-acyl groups
Source: RefSeq, a predicted model, not a curated record
CUGGGGGAUGGGAGUUCUGGGAGUGGCUUCGCAGUAACCUCAUACCUCAUAUAUUGUACGUCUCAACCGGCAUUUUAAAAAAUUCAGCCUCUAAUCUGACCGCAGUGCACCGAACGCUUACAUCUACUCAGCAUCUGUCAAUUAGACCUCUGUAUCCUUCACGGGUAACGACAACGACGUAGAGCUCCAAGGAUGAAGAUUGAAAAUAGCCUCCCCUGCUCUCAGCUCCCCGAGGCCCCUCCUCAGACCGGCCUGCAGUUUACAGUGGCAACAGAGGAAGACUUUGAUGACAUCAUGGCCAUGAGCAAGGAUAUUUACGGUGGCCUGGACUAUCUGCCCUCCCGCUACCAAGCCUGGCUGCAAGAGAGCAACCGCAUCGUCAUUUUGGCUCGCAAGCAAGGCAAAGUGAUUGCGCUGGAGUCAGCAUGUGUUAUUGAUGAUGGGGAGACCAUGCUGGUGGAAGGGCUCCGUGUUGCCCCGCAGGAGAGGGGAAAGGGUGUUGCCGGGGUACUUCUGCGGUUUUGCUCUCAGCUGGUGAAAUCAAAGUUCCCUGACGUUAAAGUCAGCAGAUUGACCAGAGAUGACCAACUUGGGCCAAAAGACUUCCAGAAGUACAGACUCAUCACCAAACAGGGAAUCCUCCUGGUGCGCUUCUGUGCCGAAGACCUAAAAUUGCGCCUGGCUGAACUCGGGCCUUAUAUCAGUAUUGCUGGGCAGGGUCUGCCCCCCACAAACACCCCGGUGCGUCUGGAGCCUGCAAAAGUGCAUCAGCUCUUCUUGAGUGGUGUUCUAAUGCAGGACGUCCUUCCUAAUGCCACCAUCGUUCAAGAUUGGCAGCCCUUCAAGCCUCUUCCGAGCAACAUGGAGAUCCUGAUGCAGAAGGACAUUGAUUGGAUGGUCGACGAUGCCACGCGCCCAACCAUGGCCAGCCUGUGCACCUUCCCGUUCCACGUGCCGAUCGGUGAUGAUUGGUACUACCUAAACAUCGACAUGUUUGGCAAAGACCUAGAGCUGGCCGUACAACAGCUGCUGUGCCACUUGAGGUGCCACACAGGCACUUUGAAGGGUUAUGUUAUGUGUCAGGUGUUCCUGGAGCCUGCGCUGUGGAAACCUAUGGCCGAUUUCUUUAGGGAGACCCUUAAAGUGGAGCUGGUGAAAGAAUACACAGAGCAGUGCGUUGUGGAGUCAGAUGUUAUUUAGGGAAAGGAUAACAGCAAAGGGUUAGGAGCCUCAGAAACACCAUCCCUAAAAUUGAACACCAAGCUGACAGAAAAUACUUUAACAUCUCCUUCAAAGACGUAACUGUCCAAAAAAUCUCAACAUCCUUCAAAAUAAACCAAACAAGAAGAUAAUCUAAUUUUAAUUAGCUCUAUUAACACAUUUUGUAGGAUUUAAUUUAAUGUAACAAUUAAUCUUAAUAACAAAGUGAAAACAAACACUAAAAAAGAGGUUUUUCCAUUCGCAGUACUGUAAACACUGACCGGGUACUAUCAGGGACAACAUCCUGGAAUAACAAUAACAUUAAAUGAAAAACGAGGACCCAAAUUGUCCCAGUCCCCACCAUUUCUGUUAGCAUCACUGGCACGAAUGCCUACUGUGCUAAGUUGCAAAGAAAACUGCACAAUCUUUAGGGCACUUUAUGAUCAAAGAAUUGGAUUUAACUUUAGUGUCUGUUACUUUUAAUUAAAUCUAGCACUGUAGCUGCUAAUAUUUAAAGGAAUCUAUUUUAAUUGGAGACUUUAUGCUGGCUGCCAGAUAUUCAGAUCUUUUAAAUACUUGACUAAAUUACUAGACUUCCUCAGGGGGAAGUAAUCUUUGAUGAUAAGUUUUCUGAUAUGCUCCUCAAAAAUAGCUUUGUUGUUAAUAUUUCCUCUAAAAGUACUUUGUAGUGCUUUAAACUCAGCAUCUAAAUAUAUAUGUGUCUGAAAAUUUUGAUUAUGUGUUUAGAUUACAGUUUUGUUAAGUACUUGAGUUUAUUUGCUAGAAGUUACAUUGUGUCGGUGUUUGUACCUAACUGCUUUGCAAAGUGCAAUUUGAAUUACACACUGGAAUAUUGCUAGUUGUUCAUUCAGUUAGUGACGAAAUAAUGAAACAAAACAUAUUUUAUUUAUAUUUUAUUUCUAAAUGAUAUACUGAGUCAUAUGAUUUAGGUGAAGGGUAACAUUUAAAAAAGAGCUGUUUAAACUUUAAACCAAAAUAACAGGAAACAAAAUUAGGAACAUAUACAGUAUAUAUUUAAACACAUUGUAAAUGUUAUUCUAGAAUUCAGCUACAGUAAUAAUAGUAAUAUAAAAAUAAUUUAUUUGAGACCUUAAGAGAUGCUUCAGUCUUCAUUGUAAAUACAUCAAAAUGAAUUAUCCUUCAAAUCUGGUAGAGAAGAUCUUGUGAAAAUGUUUAUUUCACAAAACCAGAGGGGACCUAGCUGUCUUGAGCUCUAUAGUCAGUCAUGAAAUCAAGAAUUUAAAGGAAAAAACAACAAGAAGGACAGGGAGAGUGAAGUAUAUUUCCCAUCUUACAGUUGACGUUGACAAGCUACCCAAUGAAAAAGAAUGGAUUAUAUCACCAGUUCCCAGUUUCACCAUACUGAAGAUACAGGACACACAUUUCCUUCUUCUGGCCCAAAUAAGAAGAAGUGAAACAAGUCGUUUGAAAGUCCCCAAACCCACAUUUAUUUUAUUUUCCCAAACCCAGAUCAAGGUUUGCUUUAUCCCUGAUGCAACAUACACAUGGCCCAUAUGAACAAAUGCAACUUAAUAUAUGCACAGAGAUCUUUCGCUGUUCUCACAUAGUCUACGGCAAUGUUCAAACAGGUUUGAAAAGCAUAAUUUGUGCCCACCAAACCAAGCAGGGUGUAAAAACCCUGAUUGUCUUUAUUCUUACUAAUUAUGUAUCUGCUUUUGCUUAGUUUUGCUCAUGAACUGUCAUCAUCCACUGAUGUAAUGUGGAUCCCGGGGAUCCCGUCACCUUCCUUUGGACAGAUGCGUGUGGGACUUUUGUAAUUUAUAAAUGACCAGCUGGCAGCCUUUUGUCAACCUGGCUGAUUGAAAGUCAGGACCAUAAUAAUUGUGGCCCAUUCAUUCUAAAAGGCAUAACUGCUGAAUAUGUGUAUGUGUACACACACUGUAAUUUUAUGUGUAUAUAUAGAUAUUGUUUUUAUUUAUUUGUUUGGGGGAUUGUUUUAUUUGCUGUAAGCAACAGGGGACCUUUGUUCAUUUCAUUGCUAAAAUCUCGAAAUCUUUCAUGUCUGCUGCAAAUUGUGCUUUUAGUGGUAAUGUUAAAAUCCAAAUAUAUAAGUGACAAAAUAUGUGGUCAGAAAGCACAAGCCAGAUCAAAUGUUCUGUUUUUCAGCAACUUUCCAAAACCAUCAGAAAAUUCAGUCAGUGUGUAAUGGGAUACAAAGUGGAUUACAAAUUAUAAUGGAAUAAUUUUGAGAAUAAUUCUACAAAUUAUUUAGGCCUGUUUUUUUCCCCUCUUAAAAGCACACAUCAUGACAUGAUAGAAUAGAGGCUCAAAUGUAGUGGUAUGCAGUUUUUGUUGUACAUAGUGAAGUGGAUUUACAUUUAAAUUUGUCUGUUCAUUAUAGUGCUAGAAGUUUUUAGGCUGUAUAUUUAGAUGUUUUUUAGUCUCUUUUUGUCCAAGUUUUUUUUUCUCAAUAUCAAUGUGAUUUGUUAAACACCACCUUGCUUUUAAGCACUUUUAACAUCUAAUUGUCUCUCCGGGUAUUUUGAAAUGUGCAGAAGGUCAUAACCCUAUAAAUUACAGAGGUUUCAAUGGCAGGGCCGAUCGACUAUUAAAGGAUAGAAGCAUGUGACCGUUUUACGGUGAAGAGUUGAAAAGGAUACGUCGUCCCUUGUUACACUGGCUCACAUAGCGUGAACUUUAAACCCAUUUUCUACAAUUAUAAAGUGGCUUUUCACUUCCUUUUUCUGGAAUGGAAAAAUAAUACGGGUUGCAAAGGGAGAUGAGCGAUGGAGCCAGGGCUAUUCUAGGAAUAGGUGAUGAGGCGAGGACAUGUGAUCCGGCUCACGUUACCACCAUAAAAAUAAGUAAACAGUUUGUAUCGUAAUGAUGAACAAUGACAAGAUGAAUUCCAUUGAUCGUAAAUGCUUUAUUUGUUGUUACAAAAAGGGAAAUAACGUUUAGCUGGAAUCAAGAUCUUGUGUUUUAAUACAUUGGAGGAUAACCGACCAAAUAAGACCGACCAGGAUAGCGUAAUAGUUUGCCAGAUUCAGCACUAAAGUAACACUAAAGUUAAGAUUUAAGAAAGCUAAUAUAUACACUAAAGUCUUGUUAUCCUGUAUGAUUGUGGGCCAGCUCAACUUUCAGGGCUUGUCUCCCAAGUUAGGGAAACCGAAUACAUAGGGUGUCAUCUUGCAUAGAACAAGGGUUCAGCCCCAGACACCCUUUACCUUCCAUCUGAUCCACUUCGGCUUGACACUAUAGAGGGUCACAUGGAAAGAGUCAGCAGGUGGGGUUAAAAUAAAAAUAGCCUGUUAAAGUCCUGUCAUACUAAUGUAUUUUGCCACAUUGCUGCUCAGUACCUAUUCCUGAUUUUGUAUUCUGUUUAUUUAACUAUAUUUAAUGUAUAUAUAUUUUUUUUCAUUUUACUGACUGCUUUGUAAUGUUUAUGAAGGGCUUUGUAUGUGUACUAGAAUCAGUGAAAUCUCUUUAAUAUGGGGGCACACUUAUUCAUGUAACUGUAACAACUAUUAAUCAUAACUUAACAAAGUAUCAAUUAAUGUUAAUUAACAACUAAAAUAUGAUGAAUGUGAAUUCAUUUAGAUUUGAGAGUUUAUUAUUUUGAGAUUAGUCUUUGCGCCCCAUAUUAAAGUGUUACCAGAUUGACUACAUAUGAUGUGUUUUGUGAAGGAAAAUGAAGGGGAAACCACCAGGGAGAUUUUCUGUUCCGAAUCCCUAUUUGAACGUUACAAAAGUGAAAUCCAAACAGAAAGCCUUAUGUCGGUAAUAUCAGUUAAAUUGCUGAUUUGCACUUUCAGAGCUUCAACUCUGCGUCUCCUCUUGUUGUUUUCCAUAGGAAAAAAUUCUGUGUCUACACACAGACUUCGCGGCAGUGGCUAAAACGCACAGGUAUUUUCACCUGUAUGCACUAAUGCUAUUUAGUACAUGUAAUCUACAAAUGUUCUGCAGUAUUUAGAAGUCAAAUGCAACUGGAUCCCAAUGCAUAAUGUAUUUAAUGCCAUAACAUUUUAGAUCAAUUUGGAAUUGUCUAGCAUUUUACCAUUCGUCUAACUAUUCUGACGUGUUGCACUUUAUACUGUAGAUAUGUAGAUUAUUUAAAGCACAGUGGGAGAUCUUUGUAAAACAUUGUGUCAAUCAUGGUCAUUCAGAGGAUCGCUAUAUUUUUUGUAAUAGUUCCUAUAGGAGUGUCAGCCUAUCUGCAUAAUGUCAAGUUUAUAGAUAUUUUUAUUGGUGUGCUCCUUACUUGAUAUCUGAUGGUAAUGAAGAUUAUGUACCACUUAAUGACCGUGGUCUGAAUAACCCACACUGUACCUGUCUGAAACCACUGGGUGUAAGCAGAUGAAAUGCAAACCAAUGUCAGCAAAGCAGGGACCAUGAUUUUUGUAGACCUCAAAAAGUUGGUGGUUUGAAUGUCCUUGUCAUCCAUUCUCUUGAUGCAUCAGUGGCUGUUGAGUUUGUGUCUUCCCAUUAGCCCUUAAAAACAAACAAACUGGGUUUCAUGUCUUGCAUGUUUACACAAUUCAAAUAUUUGAGAAUGAUAUAUAACGUGAAAUUGAUUUUAAUUGUGUAUACAUCAGAAAACCUUUGGCCAACUGUCAAUCAAGAGGGUGAAUACAUCUUAAAUGCUGUAAAGGCAUUUGGAUUUUUUUUUUUUGUGGGAUUUUUUUUUUAUUACCCAGUACGGCUGCUUAUUGUCAAGCAGUGAUGUGUCAAGUAAUGGAAAAGUAUUUUAUUAUUUGGUUACCUGUCCGUUUCUUUUUCAUAGAUUGUGAGAGAUGCUGAACUAUUUUAAAUACAGUAAUUUUUUUAAAAGCCUUAUAAUCCACGAGAGUUUUUGAAAUGUGCAUGCUGUGUGAGUGGUUGGGCUUUGUAAUGAGCAUGUGGCUAUUUUACAUUGAGCACAUUGACCUCUGACCAAUAUUUAAAACUAGUCAAAUUUGGAACCGAUUGUAUUGGACAAACAAUUCCAUCGGUUCAACAAUACCGUCCAAUACCAUAGUAUUGGACAAACAAAUGGUGGAAGUUUAGGCAGGGUAUGUAAAACAAAAUGUUUUCUUUAACAAUCGUCAUAAACAUACAUGAUACAUUUUUAGAGACUGUACUUGGUUAAUUGUAUAAAAAUAUUUCAAAAUCUGCAAUGAUAUUUUUUCUCUUUGUGCUUGCGAUAUAUUCGUAUUGUGAUUGUAUGCAUCUCUAUAUAUCUCUCUUUGUGUACUUAACAAAUAACUUAUCCUCAGCAUCUUAACAUUAUGCAGUAAUAUUAAGAAAUGUUUCCGAAACUAUAAAUGGUCACUUCCUAAAGUCGACAUUACAGUAUACACUACGUUUAGUACUGUAAGAAUUUAGAGAACUUGUAAGUGGUUAUUGUUUAUAUUAGUAGUUUUUGUUGCUGGUGUUGUUUUAUUUGUAGUUUUUUGUUUGUUAUUUCUUUUUAUCGGAUAAGGGAAAGGACAAAUCUGUUAGAAUCAUGAAUGAUAAACUACAUUAUUUCAGGAUUAAUUCUCUUUCUGUCAUUCUGAGAAUUUAAAUAUGCCUUGAAAUUUUGCCAUUGAAUGUUAGUCAAUGAGCAUCCAGAAAGAUCCAAAAGCAUACACAAGUGUGAUUAUAGGUAUAUGGUACCUUUACUAUAAAGUAUCAGAUUUGCCAUUAAAUCACAUGAUGUUACAUAUUGCUGCUGUCCUUAUGAAACCUUGUAUCUCCAUAUUUUGCCAUUUUUGUUAUCAUUAAUCAUUGUUAUUAGUCAUUCUUAAAUGUUUGACAUUGGGUUUUGCAAAUAUCUAACCAAUAAAAAAGCAUUCAAAAGUGCUUGUCAACUUUGACAACAAAUUAUUUAAUCAUUUAAAAAAAUUACAUGUUUUUGCCAUUUACUAAAAACACAGUGAAUUUGGACAUCCGAAGUUUCGGAAGGACAGCGACGAUAUAAAAAUGCAGCAGUCAGAUAUAAGCCCCUAUGAAAACUCAUUUAGAAACCAUGAUCACAAAGCGUUUUAAAAUUGUAAUGAUGAAUGCUUGGGGUUUUGCAUUUUGCAAAUGCUUUUUCCGAAGUGACUUAUAAUGCAGUCAAGGUAUACUUUUUCCCUGUGUGUUCUUUGGAAGUCAAACCCAUUACUUUGGCAUUAUUGACAGCAUGGUCUAUCAUUUAAGCUACAGGAACACCUUAACUACCAUACUUUUAAGCUUUUCUUGACUGCUAUGAUAUUGAUCACAAAUAGAGUCAAUGCAGAGUUCAACUUAACUUUUGCCUGAUUUCUUUUUACCUUUACCCUGUGCAUAAUAAUUUGUUUAACAUUUGUUUAACAAAUAGUGUUUCUCUUGUCAUAGUGUAUGUCUUGACCAUUGUAAACCAGUAACCACAAUGAGCACUUACGUUUUAUGGCAAUAGAUGCAGUAGUUCCUUUCCAAGAGAGCGAAUAUGGCAGAUAACCAACUAGAUGAAAACCAGUGACUAACAAAAUGUUUAUCAAAUAGAUUUGUUUAAUGACUGGUGAGAUUUUAGCCUCCUAUAGCAAUGCGGUAUCAGAAUGAAAAAAAUUGCAGUUUAGAUGUGUCAGUCUUUGAUAAGUGAUGUUUUGAAUUGAUGUAUUAGUAUAAGUAUGCUUUACUUUCCAAUGGUUAAUCUUUCCAAAUGGUUAAAACUUAGAAAUGGUUAGAAAAUAUCUGUGUUUGUCUGUCUGACUGUAUAUUGUACUGUUGUUUAGCAAUAAACAAAGAAAAAAAAACACUAAUAAAAACCCAUAAAUCAUAA